This is a messenger RNA of Beta vulgaris subsp. vulgaris (sugar beet), 2482 nucleotides long. RefSeq names its product serine/threonine protein phosphatase 2A 55 kDa regulatory subunit B beta isoform. Lineage: Eukaryota; Viridiplantae; Streptophyta; Magnoliopsida; Caryophyllales; Amaranthaceae. Gene Ontology annotation, biological process: peptidyl-serine dephosphorylation. The record is from RefSeq and is a predicted model, not a curated record. Gene Ontology annotation, molecular function: protein phosphatase regulator activity; protein binding. The transcript has 14 exons. The coding region runs from base 448 to 1983 and encodes 511 amino acids. Gene Ontology annotation, cellular component: cytosol; protein phosphatase type 2A complex.
UAAAACCAAAACAAAACAAAACAAAGACUCCGCAACACAUACAUAUACUACUACUUUAGAAAGAGAGAGAAAGUGAGUGAGUGUGUGUCUAUCUGUGUCUGUAGCUUUUGGGAAUCUUUCAUCCUUUGAGAUCAUUCAUCAUUGAGAUUGUGAAAACCCCAGAAAAAAAAAAAAAAACAAACCAAAAACCAUAGUUCUCUGUUUUUGUGCAAAAAAAUUAAAGAAUCUUGCAUUAUAUCCCCACUACAUCGAUAAUAUCUCUUAAAUUAAGAUACUAUUGGGCAUUUUACCUUAAACCCAUUUAAGCAGAAAAAGAAAAGAUUGGAACUUUAAAUGGAAGUUUCUAUUUCAUCCUGAAUUUAUAAACUUGAUCAGUUUAUUCAUGCAAUACCCUUUAUUUAAUUGGUUGAUUUUGAUAGUGAAUCUGAUCAGAAACUUCAUUUGGGAAUGAAGGGUGGUGAUGGAGUGAUGGCUCCACCUCCGCCGUUGGAUUGGAAGUUCUCUCAAGUAUUUGGGGAGAGAACUGCUGGUGAAGAGAUUCAGGAAGUUGAUAUAAUAUCAGCCAUUGAAUUCGAUAAAACCGGGGACCAUCUUGCUACUGGUGAUCGCGGGGGUCGGGUUGUUUUGUUUGAGAGAACCGACAAAAAGAAUCAUGGUGGACCUAGAAAAGAUCUUGAGAAGAUGGAAUGUUCAAAUAGUAGGCAUCCUGAGUUCCGUUAUCAGACUGAAUUUCAGAGCCAUGAACCUGAGUUUGAUUACCUUAAGAGCUUAGAAAUUGAGGAGAAAAUCAAUAAAAUCAGAUGGUCUCAGAUGGCUAAUGGUGCAUUAUUUCUUCUUUCCACUAAUGACAAAACAAUCAAAUUCUGGAAGGUCCAAGAGAAGAAAAUCAAGAAAGUGUGCAAUGUCAAUUUAGAUCCGUCAAAUAUUAAUCGAAGUUGUUCUUCAACUAGUGCAAGUAUGCUGACAAAUUCCAAAUGCAUACCUAACGGAGGAUGCAGUCUCAAACCUGCCAAUUGCUUGAGCACUGAUUUUUCAUUCCCGCCUGGGGGUAUUCCGUCUCUACGCUUACCCACGGUAACUAGUCAAGAAACAAGUCUUAUGGCAAGUUGCAGAAGAGUAUAUGCUCAUGCUCAUGACUACCAUAUCAAUUCUAUUUCAAAUAACAGUGAUGGCGAGACCUUUAUUUCGGCUGAUGACCUCCGUGUAAAUCUCUGGAACUUGGAAAUUAGCAGUCAAAGUUUCAAUAUCGUUGAUGUUAAGCCUGCAAAUAUGGAGGAUCUGACUGAGGUGAUAACUUCAGCAGAAUUUCAUCCUACCCACUGCAACAUGUUAGCAUAUAGUAGUUCAAAGGGUUCUAUCCGACUAAUAGAUCUACGACAGUCUGCUUUAUGUGAUAGUCAUAGCAAGCUGUUUGAGGUACAGGAAGCUCCUGGUUCAAGAUCCUUUUUCACUGAGAUAAUUGCUUCAAUUUCAGAUGUCAAAUUUGCGAAAGAUGGUAGAUAUAUGCUUAGUCGUGAUUAUAUGACUCUUAAGCUAUGGGAUAUAAAUAUGGAUUCUGGACCUGUUGCAACUUUCCAGGUUCAUGAACAUCUGAGACCAAGGCUCUGUGACUUGUAUGAAAAUGAUUCCAUUUUUGACAAAUUUGAGUGCUGUCUGAGUGGAGAUGGACAGCGAGUGGCAAGUGGCUCGUACAGCAAUUUGUUUCGCGUAUUUGGCUGCUCUUCUGGAAGCACAGAAGCCACAACCUUGGAAGCGAGCAAAAAUCCCAUGAGGAAGCAAUUUCCAGCCUCUACAAACCAUAGACCUUCAAGACCUGGUGGCACCUUUACACGUGGUGCAAGGCAAGGAUCGGAGAGCCCUGGAAGUGAUGCAAAUGGAAAUGCUUUCGAUUUCAACAUGAAAUUGCUUCAUUUAGCAUGGCACCCCACCGAAAACUCAAUUGCAUGUGCUGCCGCAAACAGCUUGUAUAUGUAUUAUGCCUAGAGAUAUUCUUGGAGCGCAAUGUGGUUCUACAUUUUAAAGCUGUUCAUCUUGAACGUGAAAAUUUUAAUGGUGAAUCUUAGAGCAUUUCUGGAAUGAAGACUUUUGUAGAUCGAAGUAUGUUAGAAGAAGGAUUGCCAGAAAUGGCUACCCUCUGCUGUGAGGUCAGACUCAGAUGAAAAAUAUAAGUUACAGGAAGCAUUUUAACAGUAGAUACUAUCGCGAGGUUGUCUCGAUCACUUGGCAGUGAUGAUGCUUGUGGACAUGAACUUCAACUGCAGAAUGCGAUAAUAAUGGAGCUCUUAAGGUUCAUCAUUCAUUCACAUCAAUAUCAUCCGCCUCUUGUAUUAUUACUGAACUAUUAGCAGUUUUAGGAGUUCAUGCCAAAUUUUAUUACUGUUAUUAUAGCCAUUUUUACCUUCUAACCAAUUCUUUUGCCCUUUGUUUCCCAACUUUGCUGUUGUAUAAUGAUAUGAUCUUAAUUAACCAAUGCUUUUUUUUU